AUGGAAUUUAUGACGGUAACUGGCCGGUCGACGCCUCCACUCCCUACCACUUACCCUGGAACUGCGGAUCCCCUACACCAGCAAUUUUCAGAGAAUGCCCCACUGUACUUCGACGAUAUUCUAAAAGACUAUGACGACCCGGUGUUGGACUUUUCAAGGUUCAUGGAUAUGGUGAGUUCGGAUUUUGACUGGAGCACAAUAAACCCGGGCAUGGGGACCAGUCACCAAGAAGUCCAGCCUACGGUCCUAAUGAAUGCUAUGCCCUCGGAUCAGAUGGACGUGACCCCACCUGAUAGUCGUCCAAGAGUACCCGAUGGUGCGACUGAUAGCGACGACUUUCAAGAGCUGAAGCCCACGCUGGAUCCCUGGGUUGUCAGCGAAGCUCAACGAACUGCGAUCACACAAUCACUGGCUCCAUUCCAGACCUCACUGGGUGACUUCAAGCUCCCAUCUAGGUCCGCUCUUGGGCGGUAUGUGAAGGGCUACGUAGACGGCUAUAGCAAUCAUCACCCCCUCGUUCACAUCCCCACGCUCAGUAUCGCCUCCCCAGAAAGAAGCCCAGAGUUUGUCCUGGCGCUUCUAGCAAUGGGCGCGCAUUAUCGAUACGAAACAAAAAUGGCUCGCCGGCUGUACCACGCAGCUAGGUCAGUUGUUGCUGAGCGUCAGACUCGCGGCGGACCACUCUCGAGUUCGGCUAAGGCCGGUGUAGCCGGGCAUGAUGCAAUGGACCGACUGCGCGCAUUAGUCCUAGUGGCGACGUUCGCAUUGUCCCAAAAGAACAGUGAUUUCAUCUGCGAGUCUCUGGAGUGUCAAGGAUGGAUUGCCUCGCUUCUUCGUAGCGUUCCUAUGCCAGAUCACAACCACGCCAAGAUCGGAGAUAAUUGGCGGCAGUGGGCCUCGGCCGAGGAAGACAUACGCACCAUUUUCAGCGCAUACUGUCUCCUGAUGAAACAAACGAUCUUGUACGACACCCCUCCGAUGGUAUUGAGCCAUGAGCUUGAUCUCCCUCUGCCCUCCUCGUGCCGGGAAUGGAUAGCCGCGACGCCAUCGGAAUGGCUCGCUGCUCGGGCCACAGUGCCACCUGCUAUCUCUUUCAGGGAAUGCCUCCGCUCACAGCUAGCCACCACCCAGCCCCAAGUUCCGGCUCCAUCACUCUCCCCAAUGGGGAACUACAUUCUCAUUCAUGCGCUCCUCCAAAGAAUCUAUCUGGCAAACUCCCUCUCGCAGGACGUAGACCGUCCCUCCCUCUCCGCCGCAGAAACCGACGGCCUCCAGCGGGCUCUUAACAACUGGCGAAUCACCUGGAAGGCGUCCCCGGACACCGCUCACGAUCUGCAUGACACCUACGGUUCCAUGGCCUUUGCCUCCACCGCGCUGCUGGGCAUGGCUCACGUCCGGCUGCAGUGCAACCUGGGCCCCUGGCGACAGCUGCAGAGCUGUGACCCGCAGACGGUCGCCGCGAAACUCCACGCGUGUCCGCUACCGGAGCGGAGCCCCCAUUUGCCCCACGCCCUCCUGCACUCGAUCCACGCGCUCCGCAUCUCCGUCCACAUGGGCGUCGCGUACUUCUCAACGCGCCAGUCGUUCUCGUGGAGCUUGUACCAUGUCUUCUGUGGACUGGAGUUUGCGGUUUUCACCAGUAAAUGGCUACACGUAGUGGCUCAGAAUUGCGGCAGCGUGCCCCUCACUGACUAUGAACGACAGAUCAUCCAAUGGAUCAUCCGAGCGGUGCGUGACGGUUUGGAGUCCCACGAUGAGACGGCCGGCGACGAGUACCAGAUCGAGGACGAUGAUCUCCGCCGCCCACAGGAAACGAUUCGCUUCCUGAAAUUCGCAGUGCCAAAGCUGUGGGCGCAGAUGUUUAUCGCCUGUAACAGCCCUUGGCCUAUUGCUCGCAUGAUUGGGGAGAGCUUGGAGCAUUACGCCAACCUAGUGAGAGAUGAAGUCUGAUUAAAAGGGCCGCUUACUUCGUCGACAAUGAUAAUGAUGUUGCGCGUCCGUCUGUAUUGGGUAGGGCUUUCGAGACGAAGUUUUAGAGGUUGUUUCAC
This is a messenger RNA of Aspergillus japonicus CBS 114.51, 2048 nucleotides long. Its product is annotated as fungal specific transcription factor domain-containing protein. The coding region runs from base 1 to 1950 and encodes 649 amino acids. Gene Ontology annotation, molecular function: DNA-binding transcription factor activity, RNA polymerase II-specific; zinc ion binding; RNA polymerase II cis-regulatory region sequence-specific DNA binding. Lineage: Eukaryota; Fungi; Ascomycota; Eurotiomycetes; Eurotiales; Aspergillaceae. Gene Ontology annotation, cellular component: chromatin. The record is from RefSeq and is a predicted model, not a curated record. Gene Ontology annotation, biological process: regulation of transcription by RNA polymerase II; DNA-templated transcription. The transcript has 4 exons.